Molecule: messenger RNA, 1557 nt
Organism: Betta splendens (Siamese fighting fish)
Lineage: Eukaryota; Metazoa; Chordata; Actinopteri; Anabantiformes; Osphronemidae
Exons: 2
Coding region: 232-1062 (276 amino acids)
Source: RefSeq, a predicted model, not a curated record
AGAACAAAUGCUUUUAAACUUAUAAAAGAAAUACUUGAGCUGACUACACUUCCAGAGUCUCAGGAGUUAGUGAAUGAACUUCAGGAGUUGGUGAAAGAGGUAUGUCUGCUCUUACUGUUUUUCUCUAGAUGUUAAUUUCUUAGACAUGAAGCAUGACGUGAUUUGCACACAUUAGUUUUCAGUCAUCUCAAAUACAAUAAACAGGUUGUUGGUGUCUUUUAUUGUGUUUUGAUGUUACAGGCUCUUCACAGCAUCUUCUUUAUGGCAAAGAUUGAGGAUUUUACCCUGAAUGAAAUCUUUGCUGAAAAAGAGGUCUUGUUGAAAGAGUUAGAGCAGACAUAUGAAGAACCUUUUCAGCUCUAUUCUACUCAUGUACCACAGCGACAUCCAAUGUCAUGUGUAUUAGAUAUGAUCGUCAGAGUGAGUGGAGAAAGGAAUGAAAACCUCAUUAAACAAAGACUACAACAGAUCAACAGUCAACUUACAAGAGACCGUAAUGAGAAGUUUCUGAUCUCCACCACCAUGUGUGUUUCUUAUAAAACCGGACCAGAUUCAGUGAGGUACUACGGUGUGUCCAUGUCUACAUGUCGUGGUCGUUUACGAGACAUCAUGAUAGCUGCCUCCUGUUGUGUCUACUGGGACAGUCAUGUAGCUGAUGCAGUGAUGACCUACUAUCCAAACAAUAAGAAAAGGGAUGACUUUGAUGGAACCAUCAUACUUCCAAAGAAAGUUCGAUGUCAGGCAUUUUCAAUCACUGACACACGAGGAGGAAAGCCUCCCUGUAAGCAAUGCAAAAAUUUGUUUGGCUUGAGCACAACUGAAUUUGCCUAUGGCAACUGUGCUGAAGUUGAGAGUGUGAGCAACUUGUUUAAAAAUGAAAGAGAAAUUAAAGAUCAGUCAAUACUAAGAUCUAUAAAUUACCCAAAUAACAUCAAGGAAAUGGUUAGGGAGCGUACUUUAGAGAAACUCGAACAAUUACUUCCUCGCAGAUUUAUUUGGAACAACAUGUUUUACCCAAACAUAGAGUAUAGGGUUACCCAUACAGUAACCCCUAACAUUUAAAAGGGCUACAGAAUGUAAUUAAUCCCAAUGCUUUAUUUUGUGACUUUUUUGAUGGCUUGAUAACUGUAAGAUAAAUUUUGUGGCAAACAUGUCUGUUCAGAGUAACAUUAGACGUACAGUGUGAAUAUUUUUUAACAAAUGAUGAGACAAUUUAAAAAAAAAGUGUCACUUUUCCCACAGUUUGUUUUUCUGAGAAUCUUUGCGAGACAAAUCUAAUAAUGUAGAGUUUAUAUGAAACCUGUAGAUAAAGAAAGUCAUUUAAUAUUUGAGUUGGAGUAUUUCCUAGUAUUGUAAUGUAAACUGUUUUGAAUGUAGCUUUGUUUUAAAUAUAAAGAAUUGUUUAUCACUAAUAUACUGUACAAAACAGCAGUUUAUGAUGCUGAAGAAUAAUUGUGUACAGACACUUAGAACUAAAGUUCUAUGAAGGUUCUUUUUUUUCUUCUCUUAAUUAAAUAACAGUUGUGCUGUGUAGUACAUGAGCGAUUAAAAAUGUGC